This is a messenger RNA of Aspergillus fijiensis CBS 313.89, 1068 nucleotides long. RefSeq names its product FAD-dependent oxidoreductase. Lineage: Eukaryota; Fungi; Ascomycota; Eurotiomycetes; Eurotiales; Aspergillaceae. The record is from RefSeq and is a predicted model, not a curated record. The transcript has 3 exons. Bases 1 to 1068 code for a protein of 355 amino acids. Gene Ontology annotation, molecular function: D-amino-acid oxidase activity; FAD binding.
AUGGGUCAACUCCAUGAUUCCUCGAGUGGCUCGAAUGUCCCCUUCCCGCAGCGUCCUGUAAUCAUCCUUGGUGCUGGAAUCAUCGGUUGUGCCACGGCGAGACUGCUCUUGCAAAAUGGUUUCCGGGUGGUGUUGGUGGCAGAAUAUCUCCCCGGCGAUCAAAGUAUAUGGUAUGCAUCCGCCUGGGCGGGUGCAGCAUGGCACGCAGCAGGGGCCAUCAGUCCCGAAUAUCGAUAUAUCCAAGCCGUCACUCACCGCCAUUUGCUUCGAAUGGCCCAGGAAGAACCUGACUCGGGCGUUUGCAUCGUCGACUCAUAUGAAUACCUCGAACAACCUCCUUCCGAGAACUCAUCAGCUUGGGGCAAAACUGUGCUCUCCAAGUGGCGUGACCUGCAACCAGGAGAAUAUCCUUCCGAGUUUAGCUGUGGCUGGCGCUAUGAGACUCUUGUGACCGAUCCGACGAUCCACAUGCCCUAUCUGGGUAAGAAAAUCACCGAGCUGGGUGGCCAGUUCAUCCGCAAGCGAGUCGAGUCUCUUGAGGAACUGCAUCAUAUGUUUCCCGAGUCCAGCAUUUUCAUCAAUGCCAGCGGGAUCGGAAGCCAGACCCUCAAGGAUGUGCGGGACGAUCGGUGCUUCCCUGAAAGAGGCCAAAACGUCUUCUACAAGACGGACAACUGCCGGACCAUGUACUUCCGGAACGGGCAGGAAUACACCUAUGUCAUCCCCCGCCCAAUGUCGCACGGUGUGGUCCUUGGUGGCGUGAAACAAGCAGAUAGCCUGUCGCCCGAGGUCGAUAUGGAGAUCGCUCGAGAUGAGAUUGCGCGGGCGCAUCGACUCGCGCCGGACAUUGUCCCAGAGUCGCCCUCUGAGGAGGCUCUCAGCUAUAUUGUCGGAAUCCGACCGUCGCGACGAGGGGGCUUCCGCUUGGAUUCUGAGCGGCAUGGAAAUCGGGUGGUUUUGUCUGCCUAUGGCUUCGCGGGUGGUGGCUAUGCCUUCUCGUACGGCAUUGCUGAUGCACUAGUUAAAAUGGUAGAAAGUGCCGAGAAGGAUCAAGUCUUACUUGGAUGA